AUGAAGCCUCCAAUGCGCCCAAAGUCGGCUAACGCUGCGAGUCGGCAGGUGAGUCGCCAUCGGAUGCAGUUGGUUCAGGAGCCAGCUACCAGCAACCAGCACGAGGAUCUCGACGGGGAGUUGGAGGCUUUAUUGGCGGCAGGGAAGGAGGAUUUGGUGAGGUCAGGAACGUCGUUAGCUACAGGGCGCCAGCCUGGGUACGGUAAAAGGCCGUUUUCGGCUGCAGCGGCGCCUUCGUCUCAUCGUCCGAGUCUGUUGGAAACUUCGCAUCAACCUGCUGCAGCUCCAAGUAAUUUUGCAGUAAAGAGGGCAGCGAGUAGGUUGAAAAGACCGCACUCGGCCGCUGCCAGCACGCGGUACCAGCCGUUCCGAGCUCUUGAGAAGAGCAGCGCGUCCCUUACUAGCUGCGUUUCACUCGUAUCCCGCUCCACCAAGGCGGCACGGAGUGAGCGCAUGCUAGCGUCGACAAGAGAACACAUCGAAGAUACUUUUGUCUAUGCUGUGCCACGACAUAACUUCGAGGAUGGCUUGCCGUACGACCCGUACGAUAUUAUUCCAGAAACGCUCUUUGGGGGUGGAAGUGUCAACCAGCUGCAGGACGCGCACUGGGACUACUACACGAUCAGUCGAGGAGGAUACACCUUCCAUCUUAAAAGCGACGACUUCCAGUCCACAUUCCUCUCUCUGAGCGACUGGGAGACCCAGAAGGCUCAAUUCACCAAGCUGCGGAGCCUUUCGACCUUUUCAAGGUGA
Molecule: messenger RNA, 753 nt
Organism: Phytophthora sojae
Lineage: Eukaryota; Oomycota; Peronosporomycetes; Peronosporales; Peronosporaceae
Exons: 4
Coding region: 1-753 (250 amino acids)
Source: RefSeq, a predicted model, not a curated record